CGAAAACUUGACCGAGUAACUUAGCCUACAGCACAAUGAAGGUAUUCGCAGCUAUCGUUCUUCUGGUUGUCGCGGUAUCCGCGGAACCACCAAGAUACCGUCAACAACAAAGACAAUACUACUUUGCAAGACAACAAGAGGAGGCCACCACAGCUGCCAGUGCUCCUUACCCACCUUCCGGAUGGAGACCAGCCGGGCCAGCUUUCAAUCUCCCUCAGAGAGAAGCUCAGAAGCAAUACGGAGCACCAAGCGCACCUCAACAGAAUUAUGGAGCACCCAGUGCACCACAACAAAAUUACGGAGCACCUAGCGCAGCUCAACAGCAAUACGGAGCUCCGAACGCACCUCAACAGGGCUACGGUGCCCCAGCUGCUCCUCAACAGCAAUACGGUGCCCCGAGCGAACCUCAGUCUCAAUACGGACCACCAGCGGUUCCUCAGCAACAGUACGGACCACCGGAAGCUACUACCACCGAAGUCUCUACCAACACGGAAGCGGAAGAUGCCACUACUGUCUCCAGUGUCACUGAAUCUGAGUCCGAGCCCGUCAACUCUGUGAACGAGCUUGAGGACGAAGAAGUGGACGAACAACAGCCCCAGCAGACCGGCGAGUACUACGUCGCUCUUCCCGAUGGACGUCUCCAACGCGUCCGUUAUGUGAGCCGCCAGGAUGUCGAAGCUAUGAAAUAUUUCGCCAAGAUCCGUGCUGAGAACGUGGAACCUCUUCGUGGACCUAUUUACUCGUACGCUCCUCUGCAGAAACUGCAGAUACUCCCAGCUGGACUUCAAGUGUCCGUUGCACCGGUUGCACCCAUUGCAGCUGGAUCGGCCGAAUCGAAACCGCAAAAAUUGGAGAUCCAACCGGUCGCCACCCAAGUGCAAUAUCAGUACGAUAAUCCUGCUGGUGUACUUCCGUUGUCCCCUGCUUACACCAACUAUCAGAUACCCGCCACCGAUUCUAGAUACCUUUUAACUUUGCAGUAAAUUAUGUAAUUAGACGUAUCUUGACGAGGACCGUGAUGGCUCCUAAUUUAACCAUUGUAAAGUAACUUGUAUAAUAUACAUUGUAUAGAUAUUUAUGGUGUUGAGGAUGUAACUGUAGGCUAAGGUCGAAACGAGAAUAAAGAUGAUUGAAAUCUAA
Messenger RNA from Osmia bicornis bicornis, 1140 nucleotides. Its product is annotated as zinc metalloprotease ZmpB-like. The transcript has 3 exons. The record is from RefSeq and is a predicted model, not a curated record. NCBI's taxonomy places the organism in Eukaryota, Metazoa, Arthropoda, Insecta, Hymenoptera, Megachilidae. The coding region runs from base 36 to 983 and encodes 315 amino acids.